AUUCAACCACAGAACAACACUUCACCAGACGCGUUUCAAUACUUUUAAUAUAUCCGUUUGUGCAUAUUCAGUGGCCGCCCAGUUGGCGCGAGAACUCUACACAUAAUAACACCCGUUCUUCCACCUUUACACCACAUCUCCACUACCAACUCCACAGCGUCUCUGGGCUGCAACUCACCUAUCUGACGACAACCCCGAACCCAAGAUACGGAUAGAUCCCAGUCUAAACCUCACAUAAUACUACAGACACGAUGUCGGACGCCGGUGGCAGCUCUCGCGCCGCGACGCCAGAAGAUAAUGGUUCGCCACAAGACACACCCGUUGCCGAUGUAAACGAAAACUCCGACGUGGAACAGGCAGAGGAGAAUGGCGAUGACCGCGACGACCUUGAUUCUGAACUGUCCGAGGUCGACGAAGCAGAGUUUGCCGACUUUGACCCUACCACCGUCGCACUUGGCCCUGUCGAGAUUGAUGAGGAAGUGGCGCGCACCCUGAAGGCCGGAAAGCGCAAGCGCCCAGAGAAGGAUGGAGAGGGCGCACCUAAAAAACCAAAGGAGGGGAAGAGAGAGAAGUCGAAGAAGAGGAAGGAGAGGCUCGAGAGGACCCAGACCGGUGCCGAGGAGUACGACAGUGGCGCGGAUGGAGAGAUACUGGAAGGCAGACGGACGGCGAAACCCAAAUCCGUUAGGAUCGAAGGAGAGCGCAAGGAGAGAGAUCGCGCAAAGGAGAGGAAGAGGGAAGAGGAGCGAGUGCAAGCCGUGGACCAGGAGAAUAUGACCCCGGAGCAACGGAGGGCUGCAGCUCUCGACGCAGCAAUGGAUGCGGCAUUGAAGAACCCGAACAAGAGAAGGCGCAAGAAGGAUGAUGUGGACCUGGAAGAAGCUUUCGACGAUGAGAUUGCGGCCCUGAAGAUCCGCAUGGAACAAGCCUGCCAGGCUGACAACACGGCUCGCGAGCGAGGCCAGCCGGCCGUCCAUAAGCUGAAGAUGCUUCCCGAAGUCGUUGCUCUUCUCAAUCGAAACACUGUUCGCCACUCCAUUGUUGAUCCCGACACCAACUUCCUCCUUUCCGUCAAAUUCUUCCUCGAACCCCUGAACGACGGCAGUCUUCCAGCAUAUAACAUCCAGCGUGAUCUUUUCAAUGCUCUAGCACAGCUCCCCAUUGAAAAAGAGGCUCUUCUCAGCAGUGGUAUUGGAAAGGUGGUUCUGUACUACACCAAGAGCAAGAGACCUGAGAUUGGGAUCAAGCGCAUUGCAGAGAGGCUUCUCGGGGAGUGGAGUAGGCCGAUUUUGAAGCGCAGCGACGAUUAUAAGAAGAGGAAGAUUGCCACUAAGGAAUAUGACUUCCAGGCCGCACAACUGGCCCUUCGCCCAUCCGGCACACAGUCUUCGAGCCAGCCAUCCAACGGAUUGUCCCGAAAGGAGCUGGAUCGCGAGCGCGUACUGGCCGCGCCAAAGGCGGGUAACAGGGCUAGGCUGGAGACGCACAGUGCCAGUUAUACUGUUGCGCCCAAGAGUACUUUUGAUCCGCAGAGAGCCAUGGACCCAGCGAGCAGGCCAAUUGGUGCAAGUGGUAUGGAGGCUUUCAGGAAGAUGACCGCAAAGAAGGGGACGAAGAGGUCUUAAGGCUCCAGUCUCAUGCGAACAGAGCAAUGGAUGGGCGUUUUGAGAUGGCUUUAGGUGUAUUUAUAGUUCACAUAUCUGCCUUUGACUAGGCGACGAGUGAAGAAAUGGCUGGGGCAAUGGCGCACAUUGGGACCAGAGAGGCGUUAUGUGCUUUGCGAGCGAUGAAUCUGAACAAAGUUUAGGGGUCUACCUUUGAUAAUCAUAGCAUCCAAUUGAAGU
This is a messenger RNA of Pseudogymnoascus verrucosus, 1844 nucleotides long. RefSeq names its product Transcription factor iws1 (gene IWS1). Gene Ontology annotation, biological process: poly(A)+ mRNA export from nucleus. The record is from RefSeq and is a predicted model, not a curated record. Bases 252 to 1625 code for a protein of 457 amino acids. Gene Ontology annotation, cellular component: nucleus. Lineage: Eukaryota; Fungi; Ascomycota; Leotiomycetes; Thelebolales; Thelebolaceae. The transcript is spliced from 3 exons.